Artibeus jamaicensis (Jamaican fruit-eating bat) is the source of this 1062-nucleotide messenger RNA. RefSeq names its product heat shock transcription factor, X-linked member 3-like. Gene Ontology annotation, molecular function: DNA-binding transcription factor activity; sequence-specific DNA binding. The transcript has a single exon. The record is from RefSeq and is a predicted model, not a curated record. Lineage: Eukaryota; Metazoa; Chordata; Mammalia; Chiroptera; Phyllostomidae. Gene Ontology annotation, biological process: regulation of DNA-templated transcription. Bases 1 to 1062 code for a protein of 353 amino acids.
AUGGCUAGUUCAGAUGAUGAUGAGAUGGAUGAAGCCAUACCGGCCACAUCAGACAAAAGAGCACCACCAAUAACGGUCCAAGGCGACACAUCCCCAGGUUUCUCUGUGGAUCCAAGGCGGGCUCUGGAGAUGGGUGGGGACCAAGCCCCGAGCCAGGAUCCAAGCUCUCAAGACAACCCAAAACCAAAGGAUUCAAAAGAAGGUAUCACCAGUGUUGAAGGAAGCAACAGACUUUUCCGGCUGCCCUUCCCCAAAAAACUUUGGAGGAUAGUGGAGGAUGACGCCUUCACAUCUGUGCGCUGGAGUCACAAGGGAGACACUGUGGUUAUCGAGGUGGAGCUUUUCCAGAGGCAAGUUCUCAGCCGAAAGGGUGCGGAGAAAAUCUUCGAAUCCGACAGCCUGAAGACUUUCAUCCGUCUGAUGAAUCUCUACGGAUUCUGCAAAAUUCGCCCAAGCAACUCAAUUUGCCAUCCAGGAACCAGAAGACGGAUGAUCUACCACAACCCUAACUUUCAAAGAAACAAGCCUUUGCUCCUGAAGAACAUUAAGAAAAGAUACAAGUGGAUGACCACAGCUGCUUUGCCAGGGAGCCGCGCAUUACCUCCAAAGAGCAAGAAGAGGCAGGUAUCCCUUCCGAGACAUUCACUUAUUAACUAUAGGGAAGACACCAAAGAAAGCAAUGGUGAAACCCAGAAGAAGGCCCCAAGUGCUCAGGGACCCAGUGGCACCCAGCCAUUCCAGUUCCCAGGUCUGAGGUGCACAAGCAGUGUUAUGAUUGCCCACUCCCCAAAUGACCCAGGUGGCCCCAGUGGGGAGUGCAUAUCCGGGAUUGUCCCAUUGGCCCCCAGGUUUCCUGCCGGAACUGACAGCACAGGGGACCUGGCCACCAGCUACCUAAAUUUCUCACUGUAUGACUCAGUGAUGUAUCUGUUCAACACCUGCUACUCCAUCCUGAUAGCUGCCCUUUCCGUCAUAGGGGAACGUGGUGAGCUGGACACGGAGGGCCCCUCCGAUCGCCUGUCUGUCUUGUGCGAGCACAUUCCAGACGAUCCAGUACCCUGA